GGCCCCACCCUUAGGACCUCAUUUAACCUUAAUUAUUUCCUAAAGACCCUAUCUCCAAAGACAGUCACUUUGGGAUAUAACAGUACUUCAACACAUGAAUUUGGGAGAAGUUCACAAAUCAGUCCAUAGCAAUAACCACAGUACCAGGAAACACAGCAACAAUAUUUGUGGCAUGAGAGGUAUUUUAAAUACCUUAAAUUGAGAAUACCUAUGUUUAAAGAUUUAAUAAUAUAUCAGAUUUUUAAGUCCAGCCAUACUGAUGGCAAGGAGAUGAGUGUUGAACAGUGGCAUAAUUAAUUUUUAUAUGGUAGGGACAAAUAAUUUUUAUAUGUGUAUAUAUCAGUACACUAAUGUUAGAUUUCUUUAGAGAAAACUCAGUGAGGGUGGAGCUGAAGAAGUGGAGAAGCCGUAACGCACUGGCUAUUGUUAAUGGGCAUAACAAAAAUUCUGAGUGGAAUGGAGCUCAAUUUGAACAUGGAUCAAAGCAGCGAUGGAUGUGUGAAAAAGAUUAGCAGUGUGAAUCUUGACAAACUUAUAAAUGACUUCUCACAGAUAGAAAAGAAAAUGGUAGAAACUUCUGGAAGGAACAACGUACUGAAUAUGCAGUUGGAAAAAGCUAACUGCUUAUUAAAAGGAAUGCAAACAAAUGAGGCCUCACUUAAAGAAGAAUGUGCUACUCUUCAUAAUAUGGUAAAAGGGCUACAACAGACCAUUGAAUAUCAACAUAAUUUGAAAGGUAAAAAUGAACAACUGAAAAGAAAUGCUGAUCUUAUGAAAGAAAAGUUAAAAUCUCAUGAACAGGAAUAUAAGAAUAGCAUUGCCAAACUUAUAAGUGAAAUGAAAAUCAAAGAGGAAGGACAUAAGACAGAAUUAAGGAAACUUUACCAGGAUAUGCAGAAAAAAGUCGAAUUAAAUGAAGAAAAGAAUAAAGAACUGGUAGAGAAAAUGGAGAUGGAAAUUUCAGAGUUAAAAGCAAAGUUAAAAAUUCAAGAGAAGGAAAAACAAACUGAAAUAAUCAAACUACAGCUAGAGUUUGAUGCCAAACUAGCAAGAGUUCAAACUAAACCAAAAUCAUAUCCAGAUUCUACUGUUUUGCCACAAAGUAUCUACAGAAGGAAGCUUCAACAUCUUCAAGAAGAAAAAAACAAGGAGAUUGCAACUCUUCGUAACACCAUUCGAGAACUGGAGCAGCGCCUCUCUGUUGGCAAGGAUCCUCACCUUAAACGUAGACGGUUUUAAGGACAGCAGUAAAUUCAUUUGUUGCUAUUUAACUCCUUUAAAAGCAGUUGAAAACUUUACUUCUGUUGUUAAUAUAAUAAACUUCCUAAAUAAUAACAAUGUCAGAGACAGCUUUAGACAUUUUAAAUUGAGUUUAUUGAAAUAAAUCCACACUUUGGCCAACUA
Messenger RNA from Myotis lucifugus (little brown bat), 1404 nucleotides. RefSeq names its product coiled-coil domain containing 152 (gene CCDC152). The transcript has 9 exons. The coding region runs from base 430 to 1239 and encodes 269 amino acids. NCBI's taxonomy places the organism in Eukaryota, Metazoa, Chordata, Mammalia, Chiroptera, Vespertilionidae. The record is from RefSeq and is a predicted model, not a curated record.